UUGCUGUAAAAGAGUGUUUUCGUACGAAGCCGGAACAAAGAUAGAACGAUUCGUUUGGCACUGGGAGGGCUGGGAACAGCUGAUGGAAAGCCGCUGACAGUGCGCCAAUGACGGGGUUCCCGUGCGUUCCGGAGAAUUUGCGGUCCCUGGUGGACCAAUUACGUUUGCCGAUAGCGCAGCGAAGACGAAAGGCUAGGGAUCUGUGUGGGCGUCCCGCCGUCAUAUCAGUGCCCCGAAUAUACACCAGCGGAGGAGCUGUGGCCAAUGUUACUACUGUACUGUUGGGCGGUGGUUCGUCUGUUGCCGUCAGGGCUACCAUCGACUUUUACCCCCCGAACACAUCCGACACGGCCACGGGGAAUGAAUCUCAGAACGCGUCCGGUUCUCCGUCGAUAUGCAUCGUGACGAGCAGCCUGGACGACUUGCCGCCCGACCUGUUCACCGAGGAGCAGCGACUGCAGGGUGCCAUCGUGCUACACUUUCUAGCCACGAUCUACUUCUUCAUGCUGCUGGCGUACGUUUGCAGCGAGUACUUCCUACCGUCGGUCGAAUGUUUGUGCGAAGAUCUAAAGCUGUCGCAGGACGUGGCGGCCGCCACCUUUAUGGCGACCGCUACCUCAAUGCCGGAGUUCUUUACCAACACAAUCAGCACGCUGGCAGUAGACUCGGACAUUGGUGUCGGCACGAUCAUGGGCUCCAUGCUGUUUAAUACCUUGGGCGUUGCCGCACUCGUUGGUUUGCUCACAAAGAUGCACGUGCAGCUGGAUUGGUGGCCACUGACACGCGAUUCCAUUAUCGUCACCAUCUCCACCACGCUGUUGGUCGUGUGCGUGUGGGACGGUCGCAUCGAGUGGUACGAAGCGAUGCUCUUCAGCAUCACUUACGUGUUGUACUUUGUGGUGAUGUUUAAGAACGAGUCGUUAAAAAGGAUUGCCAUGCACUACAUCCAGAACCGGUGGAAUCUUUGCGGACGGUUGGAGCCAGAGCCUGAGGACGGCACGAUAGACGACAAGGUGCCGAAGAAGUACAACAUAGCCAUCUUAGGGCACGCUAUAAAUGGAGUCCUCGUUGGGAUGGAUGUUGAAUCGGCCAAGAAGCUUCCCCCGAGUAGUGAGUCUUCUACGAGUGCACCGAUCGAACCGGUUGAUCCAUCUCGCUCUAACAGUUCAGUGGAGUCGGUGAAAAGUGUGAAGUGGAGCGAGUUGACCCAACUUCCAGAAGCGUCUUUUGCUGGCUGGCGAACGAUUAUGUGGAUUUUUACCUGGCCGUACCGGUUUGUCGUGUUCCUGACCAUACCGGACCCGCUUCGCUUCCGUAAGCUUUACCCGCUGACGUUCGUGUGCUGUAUUGGGUGGAUCGGGGGGAGCGCCUACCUGGUGUUUUGGAUGAUCUCGGUCAUUGGCAAUACGUUCGGCAUACCGGACACGGUGAUGGGCAUAACGUUCCUUGCGUUUGGCGGCUGUAUGCCGGAAGCAGCAUCUGCAAUCACGCUUAUUAGGCGAGGUAAUGGCGCAAUGGGUGUUUCCAACUCACUGGGAGCAAAUACGCUCGCAAUAUUGUUCUCACUCGGAUUGCCCUGGUUUAUCAGGACAAUGAUCGACGGCGGUCCGUCGACGGGAGCGUACAUUGCGAUUCAGUCGUACGGUAUCCAGUAUUCGGUGCUCGCCCUGUUCGGAGCUAUCUUUACGCUCUACGCCGUACUGUACGUUGCCAAGUAUACGCUGCGAAAGAUGGUGGGACUGGUGCUGGCCGUUGGGUAUCUCGUGAUCGUAACGUUUAUGAUCCUAGUCGAGCUGGAUGUAUUUUUCCCUGCCGACAAUCGAUGCUAGGGCGUGGACAUCUCGUCGUAUAGAUAGUUAAAACGGGAAAAACUGUAAUAUAAAUAAAGUACGAAGUAGAGUGUAUAGGACACUGAAGCACGUGGCUAGGGGUGUCGUUCGUAGUGAGAAUGCAAAGAAAGUUUGUACAUUGUUAGGACAAUAGCUCCACUGAAUGUUGAAUUUAGCUGCUAGGAAACUCAAAUUAUUUUUCGGCUCUUUGGAAGAAGAGACGAAGAGCAUAAUGAGCAAAAUGAGUUGCUUUGU
Molecule: messenger RNA, 2084 nt
Organism: Anopheles merus
Lineage: Eukaryota; Metazoa; Arthropoda; Insecta; Diptera; Culicidae
Product: sodium/potassium/calcium exchanger 4-like
Exons: 4
Coding region: 108-1829 (573 amino acids)
Biological process (GO): intracellular calcium ion homeostasis; calcium ion transmembrane transport
Cellular component (GO): membrane
Molecular function (GO): calcium, potassium:sodium antiporter activity; calcium channel activity
Source: RefSeq, a predicted model, not a curated record